Molecule: messenger RNA, 903 nt
Organism: Cordyceps fumosorosea ARSEF 2679
Lineage: Eukaryota; Fungi; Ascomycota; Sordariomycetes; Hypocreales; Cordycipitaceae
Product: Mediator complex, subunit Med8
Exons: 2
Coding region: 1-903 (300 amino acids)
Biological process (GO): regulation of transcription by RNA polymerase II
Cellular component (GO): core mediator complex; mediator complex
Molecular function (GO): transcription coregulator activity; RNA polymerase II cis-regulatory region sequence-specific DNA binding
Source: RefSeq, a predicted model, not a curated record
AUGGCGCCCGGGCUGGACGACGAUGAGCUCAAGUCGGUGGAGCAGAUCCUCUCGCGGCUGGCGCAGCUGUCGAGCAGCAUCCAGAGCUUGAAGAUGGACAUAAUGAAGAGCAACCCUCUUCCGCACCCGGACUCGCUGCGGGCCUCGGCGCAGAUCCUCCAGCGCAACCUGCAGACGGUGCUGGACUGCGCCGCCGAGAACGCGGAGCUGUUCUCGCGCGUCGCCGUGCGCCCGUCGACCAACUACCCGGGCCGGGCGCAGGAGAACGUGCUGACGCAGCUGCUGCGCAAGAAGCUGGAGCCGGACGUGGAGGAGCUGGUGGCGCGGGGGCGCGAGGCGUCGCGGCUGGCGACGCCGGCGGGGCUGGCGGACCUGCAGGCCGUGUGGGACGAGCUGCGCGCGUGGACGCAGAGCCGCAUCGCGGCGUACGUGCGCGACGAGGCGGGCGACGCGUACACCAAGGCGGAGCGGGAGAUGGGCACAGAGAAUGUGCGGACGGGUCUGCGCAGGGACAUUGAAGAGGACGAGGAGGAAGAGGAGGAGGAAGAGGAAGAGGAAGAUGAGGAGGAUGAGGGAGAGGAUCAGGUGAUGGCGACGGUGGUGCCCGGGGGUAAUGGUGACGGUGGCGCGGCGCCGCAGCGCAGAGGACCGGAGUUGGAGACGCUGCUGUGGUUCAUGGCGCGGGCGGACUUUGACGUCCCGCGGAACGUAGAGUAUGAGCGCAAGGGCGGCGGUCCGCCGAUGCGAGGCUUGGAUGGCGUCGGCAUUCCGCCGGAGAGAACCGGUGGUGGGCAGCCAGGUGUACCAGGCGGUGGGCAGCCAGGUGUACCGGGCGGUGGGCAGUUUGGCGGACUGGGAGGCCGACAGCUGGGAGGUCUGGCCGGGAACGCGAUGCAAAUGUAG